AAAAUGGUAUUUAUUUUAGUAAUGAUAGUGCAAACAAUGAUAUCUCAACAGCUUUAGCAGAGCUAAAUGAUAUAUUUUUUGUUGAAGAUUCAAGCUCUGAAAGUGAACUAAUUAUAUUAGACAAUGAAAUUAAAUCAGAAUCUGAUAAUGAUAAAAGCUUUAAUAGCUCUAAUAAAAUAUAUUUAAAUAGUUUCGAAUAUAUAGAUAACCCUAAUAAUUAUAUUAAAGACAAAGCUUAUGAUGACUUAAAAUUAAAACUAAUGGCUUUUCAAAAAGAUGAAAAUAUGAAAAAAGUUACUGCAACUAAUAGAAAGUACUUACAGUUCAAUUAUUGUUUUAAUAAUAGUCUUUUGGUUUGUUGUACUAUAUAUGAAGCCCUUGUUGGGGUUAAUCACAAAUAUAUUGAUACUAUAAUACAAUAUCUAAAAGAAUAUAGCCUUGAUAAACACAUUCAUAGUAAUAUAAGUAAAUCUCCAAAAAAUAUAAAUCGUGUUGAAAUAAAUUAUGAUAUAAUUUCUAUGCCUGUUAUAUUUCUUCGAACAAGUUAUAGUUAUGCCUCAGUAUAUCAUGAUUAUAUACAAGCAUUUAAAGCUGAGUAUCCAAAUGAGAUACAUAUUAUAGCUGAAUCAACUUUUACUAAAGUUUGGAAAACUUUAAUACUGUCACUUCAAUUUAUAUUACUAAAGUCUGAUUUAUGUGAAACCUGUGAAAUAAUAGAGUUAGAUAUUCAGUAUGCAAAUGAAUAUGAAAAAAAAAUUGAAAUUACUGAAAAUUAUUUAGCAUAUCUAAAUCGAGCAAAAAAAGAGCAUGAUUACUAUAAUGCUAAUAUUAAGCUUGUGAUUAAUGAUAGUACUU
Messenger RNA from Scutellospora calospora, 855 nucleotides. NCBI's taxonomy places the organism in Eukaryota, Fungi, Glomeromycota, Glomeromycetes, Diversisporales, Gigasporaceae. The record is from the annotation of a GenBank genome assembly.